Mastomys coucha (southern multimammate mouse) is the source of this 4170-nucleotide messenger RNA. RefSeq names its product SEC14 and spectrin domain containing 1 (gene Sestd1). The record is from RefSeq and is a predicted model, not a curated record. The transcript has 19 exons. NCBI's taxonomy places the organism in Eukaryota, Metazoa, Chordata, Mammalia, Rodentia, Muridae. The coding region runs from base 379 to 2469 and encodes 696 amino acids.
CCGCGCCGGGCGGGGUCUCCGCGCCGCCGCCACGGGCGCACGCGAGGUCGCGCGGACGGGGCCGGGCCGCGGGUGCCGGGAGGUGGCCGGGCCACCCGCGCCGCCGCCCCCCAGCCUGACGCACGGAGGGCCGGGCAGCGAUUUGCCGCGGGCCCGCCGCCCGAGCCGCUCCGCCCCCGGCCCGCCUCCCUCCCGCCUCGCCCAGCUCUCCGCCCGCCGCGCCGGCGUCCCCGCGUCGUCCCCAACGCCCGCCAGCCCGGCCCGCGCCAGCCAGCGUUUGAAAAAUAUUGUGCUGCCUCCUUCUGCCUACUGUGGUGUCUGAGGAGAGGCCUUCUGUCACUUGAAUUGUUUUUCAGAACACCGGAGGCGAGGACAGAAAUGGAGGCCUCGGUGAUCCUGCCUGUCCUGAAAAAGAAGCUGGCCUUCCUGUCAGGAGGAAAGGACAGACGCAGUGGACUCAUCUUGACAAUUCCGUUAUGUCUUGAACAGACAAAUAUGGAUGAGCUGAGUGUCACUUUGGAUUAUCUACUCAGCAUUCCAAGUGAGAAAUGUAAGGCCAGAGGAUUCACUGUGAUCGUGGAUGGCAGGAAGUCUCAGUGGAAUGUGGUGAAGACAGUUGUCUUAAUGCUGCAGAAUGUUGUUCCAGCCGAGGUAUCCCUUGUUUGUGUAGUGAAGCCAGAUGAAUUCUGGGAUAAGAAAGUAACACAUUUUUGUUUUUGGAAAGAAAAGGAUAGACUUGGCUUUGAGGUUAUUUUAGUGUCUGCCAAUAAGUUGACGCGUUACAUAGAGCCAUGCCAGUUGACAGAAGACUUUGGUGGGAGUCUCACUUAUGAUCACAUGGACUGGCUAAAUAAGAGGCUGGUCUUUGAGAAGUUUACAAAGGAGUCUACAUCAUUGCUAGAUGAACUUGCUCUGAUCAACAACGGAAGUGAUAAGGGGAAUGAGCAGGAGAAAGAAAGGUCUGUGGAUUUAAACUUUCUCCCAUCUGUUGAUCCUGAAACGGUUCUUCAGACAGGGCAUGAGUUGUUAUCUGAAUUACAGCAGCGUCGAUUUAAUGGCUCUGACGGAGGGGUCUCGUGGUCUCCUAUGGAUGACGAGCUGCUGGCACAGCCACAGGUUAUGAAGUUGCUAGACUCACUCCGGGAGCAGUACACGCGCUACCAGGAAGUCUGCAGGCAGCGCAGUAAGCGCACACAGUUAGAGGAGAUCCAGCAGAAGGUGAUGCAGGUUGUGAACUGGCUUGAAGGGCCUGGAUCUGAGCAACUGAGAGCACAGUGGGGCAUUGGCGACUCCAUCAGGGCUUCCCAGGCCCUGCAGCAGAAGCAUGAGGAGAUCGAGAGCCAGCACAGUGAGUGGUUUGCAGUAUACGUGGAGCUUAACCAGCAGAUUGCAGCACUCUUAAAUGCUGGAGAUGAGGAAGAUCUUGUGGAGUUGAAGUCUCUACAGCAACAGCUUAGUGACGUUUGCUAUCGACAGGCCAGUCAGCUAGAAUUUAGGCAAAACCUCCUGCAGGCAGCUUUGGAAUUUCAUGGUGUGGCCCAAGAUUUGUCUCAGCAGUUGGACGGCUUAUUAGGGAUGUUGUGUGUAGACGUAGCACCAGCUGAUGGAGCAUCGAUUCAGCAAACUUUAAAGCUGCUUGAAGAGAAGCUGAAAAGUGUUGAUGUAGGAUUGCAAGGCUUACGAGAAAAAGGUCAAGGUCUCCUGGAUCAGAUCUCCAAUCAGGCUUCCUGGGCCUAUGGAAAGGAUGUAACUAUUGAAAAUAAAGAAAACGUGGACCACAUACAAGGAGUGAUGGAAGACAUGCAACUUAGGAAACAAAGAUGUGAGGACAUGGUGGAUGUGCGGAGGCUGAAGAUGCUUCAAAUGGUGCAGUUGUUUAAAUGUGAAGAGGAUGCUUCUCAGGCCGUAGAAUGGCUAAGUGAACUUCUGGAUGCCUUGCUGAAGACCCACAUCAGAUUGGGUGACGAUGCUCAGGAAACGAAGGUUUUACUGGAAAAACACAGAAAAUUUGUCGAUGUUGCACAGAGUACUUACGACUAUGGCAGACAGCUGCUGCAGGCCACAGUUGUGCUGUGCCAGUCUCUGCGCUGUACUUCCCGAUCCUCAGGGGACACACUUCCUCGCCUGAACAGAGUGUGGAAGCAGUUUACAGUAGCAUCUGAAGAGAGAGUGCAUAGGUUGGAAAUGGCUAUUGCUUUCCACUCAAAUGCUGAAAAGAUUUUGCAAGACUGCCCAGAAGAGCCUGAAGCGAUGAAUGAUGAGGAGCAGUUUGAGGAAAUUGAAGCAAUUGGAAAAUCACUUUUGGAUAGACUCACUAUUCCCGUGGUUUACCCCGAUGGAACUGAACAAUAUUUUGGGAGUCCAAGCGACAUGGCUUCUACUGCAGAACACAUCAGAGACAGAAUGAAACUGGUCAGUCUCAAAAGGCAGCAGCUGAGACAUCCAGAAUUGGUGACCACGGAGAGCUAAUGUCCCCAGCUCCCACAAAUCUGCAGGUCAUACGCCCACACAUCGUUGCUGUUGGCAUACUCUGGGGUUAGCCACAGCUCAUUAGGAUGCAUUUCACAGCAGGAUAAGCCUCCUUUCUUCCCACAACACGUCUCUCUAUAAAUGCUAACAUUUCUUGACUACCAAGGCAUAAUCACAACCUGCUUUGAGACUGUAGCCUCCUGGUAUUAUAAAAGAAGGAACUGUAACCACCACACUGAGUCCUUGCUUUCACGCUGUACCUGACUUGUCAGUUUGUAGACGAACAACCAAUACUAAGCUUUGAAUGGUGCUAAUCAGAGUUUAGGAAUUCUCUAUAAAACAUGGCUGCCCUUCCUCCCCAGGUGAUGUAGGAUAUUUAGACCAUAGUUAGACUGUAGUGAAUAGUGGUGUCCUCAAAAUUUUACUUUGUAAUUCUUCAAAAUUGAUUAUUUUUAUUGUCUAUAUGAAGAAAACCCUUCAGAUCUUUGAUAUAUCAUAUUCAUUGAAAGACAUUUUCCUAUUGUAUUCAUAAUGUAUUAAAAGUUGUUUGUGCUUAAUAAAAAUCUUCUUUAAACAUCUUAUUUAAUUUGGUAGUUACAUCCUGAUUCUAAACACGAGUGCCUUACUAAGGGGCAUUCUUAGGAUUGUAAAGCGGGUUAAUCUUUGUUUUUGAUGGUGACUGCAUGUAUUUUAGGCAAGGAUUUCAUGUGUAUGCAUGUGUAUAUAAUAAAAAAUAAGCAUGUUUAUUGUGAAGAACAAUUUAGACCUUUAAGAACAUAAUUAUAGGAUACUAUUUUAAAUUUUUCUCUUGAAAAAAUGGUGUCCAGAAUAUUAAACACCCUGAAGACAUUUUGUCUGUGGGGAGGGUGGGCUAAAGAGGAAGGUAUGCAUACUUACUUCAGUGUAAUCUUUUAUAUCACGGCAGUCACUCUGGAACUAAAGGAGAAAUUGUUAAUAAUAUUUAAUAUCUCAUGAUACUAGAAGUAAAAUCAUCCUGAAGUAUAGUCACAAAAACUGUAUAGAUCUUUAGAAAUAAAAUUUGUCAUAAAAUGGUAAUGCUUUUAUGUUUGUAUUAAGUUAUAAAAUAUAUAUAAUUUAACAUUGUAUUAAUUUUAAUUUUAGAAUAUAUUUUAAGGUGAAAAGUAACUGGGCUUAUCAGUACAAAAUUAUGCAAAGAAUUGUAUGCUGGUUUAUUUUUCCGCUCACAUACCUUCCUAUGCUAAAGCCAGUUUCUCCAGCCUUCUCUGCCAGCCUUGAUGAAUGCCAUCCAUCCUCAUCCUCACUCUGUGAUGCCUUUCAGUCAGCUUUACACCUCUCUUUACAGGAAACGGUCCCUUUGAAAAUCAGCCAUAGUCUUCCAGUUACUGAAUGGAAUGUUUUUGCUCUCUGACACAUCACCUCCUUUUCUCUCUGUUUCUAGUAUCUCUCCGGAACAGUGUUCUAUCCCUCAAAAAUGUGUUCUGCUGCCAUGUGAGGGCGUGGUUUAAGACUCUAAAAUAGGUCUGUUGUACAUGUGCAUUAUGCUGCUGUCCUCAGCUCUGUCUCAUCAGGCAUCCCAUCCCUAGUGUCCUGCAUUUCAUCUCUGAUCCAAAAUACGUGGCUUUCAACUAACUUCCUGUCAUUUUCACCUAAAUGACAGCAUAUCAUACUUGCCUUUUCUUUCUGGAGUAGUUUUGAUUAAUGGUGCCACAGUGUCCAGGG